AUGAGUUUUAAGUCUUGUGAAAAAUUUCAAUCUUCAUAAAGUUUAUGUUAUCAUGGAACCUUUUUGGUAUAUCGUAACGGUACUAUCGAUAUUGGAAUAUCGUUUGAGCAAUGGACAAUCUACGGAGCCCGACUUCAAUCUCACUACAAUGGUACCACAAAUGGACCAAGCCCCUUGCUUCCCGCAGAGACCUGGUGAUGUAGACUUCCAGACUGUAGACUUAAUUGCGGUGUACCAUCUGGAUUGGCCUAACGUAGCUGGCGUGAAAAUGGUGCAAGGGUCUCAGGACUUGCAGCGGGCUUAUCGAAUUGGUGAUGGAGCGAAUUUAACGUUACCAUUGAAACAGGUAUUCCCACAUGGAUUACCAGACUACUUUAGCGUGGUGGGCACUUUUAAUGCGAGAGGUCAACGACGGCCGUGGAGUAUAAUCAGAGCGAAGUCUGAAGAUCUGGAGUUCUCCCUUACAUUCUUACCUACCGCGAAGAAAGUCAUAGUGUAUGUGCAAGGUUCACGAACUUCCUUCAAGAGCAAGGUGUUGUUUUCACCAGGAUGGCAUAAAAUUCAUAUGGCAGUUACCAAUAAGACGAUCAAUUUAGCAGUGGACUGUGUGCAGCAAAAACCUGAGAACGUAACCAGACACGACUUCAGUAAUGCCACAGCGGUAACAAUCGUGUCUAACGAUGAUGGAACACCAGCUCAUAUAGACUUACAGUGGCUUUCACUCAGUUGCAGCGAGUAUGUGUUGAGGAACGACAGCUGCGAAGAGAUUAGGCAGAUUCCAUCAGAGCCUUUAAUAGCUGCUACAUCGACACAGUCACCGUUAUUCGGUGUAGGAUCGGAGGGUGACGCUGCUCCACCCCCAGGGGAAGAAUGCUUGACCUGUCCCCCGGGUCCGAUCGGUCCCAGUGGUCCUGCAGGAGAUCAAGGGCCAAGAGGAUUCCCAGGAUUACCGGGCAUUAGAGGCGAGAAAGGCUCUAUUGGUCUGACUGGAGCACCAGGACUAAAAGGAGAUAAAGGAUCACCAGGAGAACCAGGAGGAUUUGUUAAUGAUACAUUAGGUUAUCAUAGUGGACUGUUUGGUCCUAAAGGUGAAACAGGACCUCAAGGACUGAAGGGCAAUAAGGGAGAACGAGGAGAAAAAGGCGAUCUAGGUCUUCCAGGUUUGUCUGGGAUAAGUGGACGUGAUGGCGUUCCAGGUGAGCGGGGCCCCGCAGGUCCUCCAGGUGAACAGGGGCCCCGGGGCCCGCCAGGACCGAUACCUAGCUUCAACUCCUCCUUCGUUCAAGGAAUAAAAGGGGAGAGAGGUGCUCCAGGUAAACCAGGGCGUGACGGUAGUCCAGGUGAAAGAGGUUUACCUGGCAAAGACGGACAAAUGGGUUUACCAGGUCUUCAAGGUCCGCCAGCAUUGAACGGUAUGCCAGGAGAGAGAGGGCCUCAAGGACUUCCUGGACCACAAGGCGAAAGGGGUCCGGAAGGGCCACAGGGUCCCGUGGGCCCCAUAGGUCCACAGGGCCCCGCAGGACCACCUGGAGCCGCUACUGUAGUACCAAGCGUUAGUGUUCCUGGACCACCUGGCCCGAAAGGAGAGAGGGGAGAACCUGGUCCAGCGGGUUUCCCUGGUAUGCCGGGUAAAGAUGGCUUAGAUGGACUCCCUGGGAUCCCAGGGCUUACAGGACCUCCAGGUUUGCCAGCUCCACAUUCUCCCGCUAUUCAGAUGCCAUCGAUAUCCGAAAAUGAGAUACGAAAUAUUUGCGAGGAUCUUGUCAGAGAGCGCUUAAGCAAAUUUGCUGCAAGUUUGGUCAGUUCUCCAACAAUAACAGUAAAUAGAAGAGGUCCACCUGGAAAAGCUGGACCACCUGGACCACCAGGGAGAGCAGGUGAUCCUGGAGAACAAGGCCCUCGAGGAUAUCCAGGGGAAUCCGGAGAACCUGGAAUAACCGGUAGUCCUGGAUCGAGAGGAGAAAAAGGAGAUAAAGGAGAACGAGGUCCAGAAGGCAUCGGCUUACCAGGUCCUGAAGGAAUAAGAGGAAUUCAAGGACCAAUAGGCCCGCCAGGCCCUGAAGGAAGAUCUGGCGAACGAGGAGAUCUAGGACGAGAAGGUCCAAUAGGCCCGAGAGGAGUUCCAGGUCUUAGAGGUACAUGUGAUUGUCCACCUGCUGCUUUUUACGCUUAUUCACCGACGGGAAAUCAGAAAGGGCCGUGA
Diatraea saccharalis (sugarcane borer) is the source of this 2203-nucleotide messenger RNA. The record is from the annotation of a GenBank genome assembly. Lineage: Eukaryota; Metazoa; Arthropoda; Insecta; Lepidoptera; Crambidae.